Trichobilharzia szidati is the source of this 1501-nucleotide messenger RNA. The record is from the annotation of a GenBank genome assembly. NCBI's taxonomy places the organism in Eukaryota, Metazoa, Platyhelminthes, Trematoda, Strigeidida, Schistosomatidae.
CAAAAGAUGAUGAUAGUCAAAUCAAUAUGAUAGAGUAUUUCAAAGCUGCCCUGCACACAUUUGCACUGAAUAGCACUAAUAGUAUGGGUAGUUUACGAUGUAUCCUUUGGUUGACGAUAAAAUUAAAAAAUGACGUGGAAUACAUUCCGAAUGACGAUGGCCGAAUCAUCUCAUCACCACUAGAAGAUAAUGAAUUCUGUGAAGCGAUUAUACGACAAGAAAAUAAGAAAUUAAUACGAUUCACGCUGCCAAAACCUGAAAAUUCUGAUAAGUUGAAAUUACGUUGGCCAUUGAAUGAUCUUGAAGUGACAGAUAAAAUCAAAUAUGUCGAUUUACGUAAUCUAUCACACAUUCUGUCAACGCCAUUUUCUGCAAUUAAAAAACUUGAGCUUUGCUUAGAAAUACCACAACAAGAUAUCAUGUAUAAAUUUGUUGAACAUACAAGACUAUCAGAUAAGCAUUUGAUUACGUUUAAAAAUCCAAUGAAAGUGAUCUUGGACGAUGAUGUGGAUAAUGAACACAAUAACGAUCUAAUAUUUGGACUUCUGUACGAGUUAGCCAGCAGAUUAGUUAGUGAUGAUGAGGAGGAGCAGGAUAAUGUGAAGGAGAAUGACGCAGAUGAUGGCGAUGGUGAUGCGGAAGCUGGCGACAAUGACAGUGAGGGAGAUGGGGAUAACGCAAAGGAUUGUAUCGACAACAACCGAAGGACUGACAAUAUUCAGAUGGCCAAUGAAAAGGAUAGUUUAGGAUCAACUGAGUCAUUCACGCCAUUAUCGCCGACACCUUCUGAGCAAAAAAUUGAAUCGCCUGUAAAGAAAGUCAACCACACUGGAUCAGUGUGGUCUCCACCAAUAUCAUCGUCAUCAUCAUCAUCCUCUUCACAGUCCUCAGGAUCUAGAUCACUUGAAAGCAAAGAACCAUCAACAUCAAACAAUGAUGCUUACAAGCUGUUGAAUAGUCUAGCUGACUCAUUUGAUGUGAAAUUCGGUGAUGAAACAGAAUCGGUACAUCAAUCAGCCAAUGUUCAUCGAUGUCAUCCUGCAGAAACUACUGACCAUUUUGAGACUGUCGGUAGUACGGAAUCGAUACCAUCAUCAUCGUCAGAUAUUGAUUUACAAGAAAAUAUCAAUAACGACAAAUAUCCCAGUCGAAAUUCGGUUAAUGAAGCAAAUAUUGAAGACAGCGAUGACUUUGUCGAUGGAAAUGGAGACGGAGAAGAUGCCGAUUGUGCUGGUGAUGAUGAUGUUGAUGUUGAUGACAAAGAUUAUGAAGGCGAUUAUGUCAACAAUAAUUUAAACAAUAAAAGCACUCAGGUUUCCAAUGAACAUGUUGCUUCAGCAUCUGAAACGACACAGACCGAGAAGCAAAUCCCCAGUGAUAACAGCCAUCAUCAGCAUAGUCCACCGAAAGUUUCAUCGUUGCCUUCACCAUCUUCAGUGGAUGAGUCAGGGAUUCAGUCACGUGGAACCCUCAGCACACCUAUCAAACAAUAAAUUUAACG